This is a messenger RNA of Soboliphyme baturini, 7215 nucleotides long. The record is from the annotation of a GenBank genome assembly. NCBI's taxonomy places the organism in Eukaryota, Metazoa, Nematoda, Enoplea, Dioctophymatida, Soboliphymatidae.
UGCGAUAAAGCCAAAAGUACUGUUAGCAGCCACCGAACGUUACUGUAUGGUCACGCUGUUCAGCUGAAGCAUGUACUCAGUAAUAUGUACCUGACGUGCCUUUCGUCUAGCUCUGCAUCAGACAAACUCGCCUUUGAUGUCGGCCUUCGUGAAACGAACAGCGGUAAAAGCCUGUUGGUGGACAAUUCACCCUACGUCAAAGCACGUCGCAACGGAACGAUACCUCGUAUGUCGUGCAACCACAUGGCGCACCAAGAAAACUUCUCCGUUGUGGCUUCUUUCCACCAAACACUAUGGAGCAUUACUCCGGUAUGCUCCGGUGCUGUACGGGCAAGAAAUAUGGGUUUCGUGUUUGGCAACGAUGUUGUGCGCUUAAUUCACGGAAACGACGAGUGCCUAACCAUUCCAGAAAACUGGAGUGACCACCCUCAGCACAACAUCGUGAUUUACGAAGGCGGAAACGCAUGCAACCAGGCCAGGUCCUUGUGGCGCAUAGAGCUGGUGCACAUAAAGUGGCACGGGUCGAUGAUUGGAUGGGAACAGGCAUUUCGCUUGAGACAUAUUACAUCGGGUCGAUUCUUGGCAUUGAACAACGAUGGACAGGUGUGUCUCCUGCAUAAGGCCAAAGCGGAAUUUGAGGCUACCGUGUUCUUGAUGCUUCCAUCGAAGGUAAAAUGUCGAUACGAUAAUGUUCGUGCACAAUCUAUGGCUUUCAUGUCAGGUAGGACAACAGCAGUCACCCGAAAGGGGGUCGGCAAGGUCGAAGAAAAGAAGGCGAUCGCGUUAGAAGAAGCAAGAAUGGACGACUGUUUCAUUUUGUUUAUGGCUCAGGACGAGGAAUCAAAGUCAGCGCGAGUCAUCAGGAAGUGUUCACAGAUUCUGAAUCGCUUUCUAAAGGAACUGGAAAAUUUGCAGAACGAGGGUAGCAAAUGUCCAAUAUGGCAGCGAGUCAGUUUGUCUGAAGUUCAGAAGUUGAUGGAAGACCUGAUCGAAUAUUUUGCACAACCAAAGGACGACCUCAAUUUUGAAACGAUGCAGAACCGACUCCGCGCGUUGAGAAACCGGCAGAACCUCUUUCAAGAGGAAGGAGUACUGAACAUGAUUUUGGAUACGAUCGAUCGCUUUGCUUCCAUAGAGUCCCUACCCGGUCUGGCGGACAUCAUCAAGGAAGAAUCAGCCAAGGACUGGGAGAACAUCUCCACAUACUUAUAUCUCCUGCUUGCGGCGAUGAUCAGAGGCAACCACUCAAACUGCGCCCAGUUUGCGGAUUCGCAGCGUCUGGAUUGGCUCUUUAGUCGUUUGGCCAAUCCGCAGUCAGCUGAAGGUAUACUCGAUGUCCUCUAUUGCGUUCUGACCGAAAGUCCCGAAGCGCUGAACAGCAUUACUGAAAGUCACAUAGAAACGGUGAUAUCUCUUUUGGAGAAAGUUGGAAGGGAUCCAAAGGUGUUGAACGUCCUUUCAUCGUUAUGUGAAGGCAACAACGUAGCCGUGCGAAACAGCCAGAACGUCAUCUGCAGCAGCUUGCUUUCUAACAAGACGCUUCUACUUGAAACGGGAAUGGUCAGUCAGGUUUCCAGCAUGAUGCCGAACAUUCUGGUUGGUCUCGUGAAAGAUUCAGCAAUGUUCAAGAGGUGGUACUUCGAAGCUGAACUGGAGUUUAUGGAAUCUUCGGAUGGGAUGAAGCCCCACCUUCGAGUAGGUUGGGGUUCGACUGCAGGCUACUUCGCCUUCCCCGGUUCCGGUGAAAAAUGGGGAUGCAACGGCGUCGGCGAUGACAUGUUUUCAUUCGGCUUCGACGGCGAGUACAUGUGGUCUGGUGAGAAAAUUCACGUUGGUGUUAGAAACGUCGUGAAAGGCGACGUCAUUGGAUGUUACAUCGACUUCACCGGGCCCGAAAUAGGAUUUUCUUUGAACGGCAAUGUCAUGGACACCUGUUUCAAGGACUUCAACCUCAAUGAACUGUUUUUCCCAGUAAUGAGCCUUUCGGCUAAGGUCAGCUGCCGAUUCAUGCUUGGAGGAUUACACGGAAAAUUGCGCUACGGACCCCAUAAGGGGUUUUCCGCAAUAUCCGAAGCGGCAACCGGUCCUGUAGACAUCGCGCCAUGCUUUUCGUUUGGCGAUAUGAAGAAGAACAUUUUCCUUGGACCCUCAACUACGAUACUGAAUCAUGUGAUCUUCGUUCCUACGCCGGUCGACACGAGCGAAGUAAGCCAUGUGCGAUUUUCUAAGGAGCCAUUUUGUUUAUUGGCAGAAAACAUGCACGAAAUGUGGUCGAUGGAAAAAAUCGAAAAGGGAUGGAUUUACGGAGAGCGUCGUAGUGAGUCUAAACAUACAAAUCCUUGUCUGGUCGCAUACGCAGUACUUCCCAACGUGGAAAAAACUUACAUCACGAAUUUGGCCCAAGAUACAAUAAAGACGAUUUUGGCUUUAGGCUACAGGAUCAACACGGGAAAGCCACAAAACAGGAUCAAAACUCUUCGGCUGGGAUCAAAUUUCCUGAUGUCCAAUGGCUACAGACCUGCUCCCAUAGACACUCGCGAGGUGCAGCUCGAUCCGAAGCUAGAUGUACUUGUUGAUCAGCUGGCGGAAAAUACGCACAAUAUCUGGUCACAGAACAAGAUACAACGAGGAUGGACAUACGGUUUGAAUGAGGAUUACCUGAUGAAGAGAUCACCCCAUUUGGUGCCAUACAAAUCAGUCGCCGAGAAGAUCAAAGAUGUCAACCGAAAGAACGCCAAUCAGCUGUUACUUACAUUGUUGGUUUACGGUUACACUAUCGAGGUGCCGACGGGGGAACACGACGACUGUGUCAAACUGAGAAAUUACCGAGCCGAACGAUCGUACGCGGUAACGAGCGGGAAGUGGUACUUCGAGUUCGAAGUUCGCAGCUUGGGUUACAUGAAGGUAGGCUGGAUGGACAUCAACUGCGGUGCCGACAAAGAGUUAGGAAUGGACGAGCUAUCAUACGCAUAUGACGGCUUUCUGGCGAGGAAGUGGCACCUCGGUUGUGAGUCGUACGGCAAGAACUGGAAGAAGGGUGACGUCGUUGGCUGCCUUCUAGACCUAAGCGACAAAGUAAUAUGCUAUUCACUGAACGGGGAGUUGCUGCUUGAUGCGUCGGGAGCCGAAAUCGCAUUCAGCAACGUGAACGUUUCAGAAGGAAUUGUUCCUGCUUUCGCUCUCGCACAGGGACAGCAGUGCCGGGUCAACUUUGGCCAGGACGUGAAUUCUCUGAAGUAUUUCACAACAUGCGGACUGCAGGAGGGAUAUCAACCGUUUUGCAUAAACAUGUCCAGAUCGAUGCCCUUCUGGUAUACAAAGGAUUAUCCUCGUUUCGAAAACCUUGGUGAAGACGACAAACAGUUUAAAGUGAUACGCAUUCCUCAAAGUGGCGACACCCCUCCGUGUUUGAAACUUCAGUCGAAAACUUCUGGAACAGCCAGCAAACCAAAACUGCAGUUGUUCCGGCUGAACUUACCCGUCCGGUGCAAGGACAAGUUUGUCGAGAAAGGCUCGAAGACGAAGCGGAAAGCAGGGUCUAAACUGGCGGUGGAUUCGCAGCAGGCAACAGUCGAGUUGCCUCCUGUCGCGCAGCCUAUGGACACGGGCUCAAAGGAUUCGCUGGUGGACAUGCCCGCUUCCGGCCCCGGGCGUCGGAGCAACAUAACGUCGUCGAACACCAGUAGCGAGAAGAAACGCAGGAAGACGCUGCGAAUCGAGGAACCGACCCAGGUCUCCACCCGCAGAGAAUCCCACAUGGACUUGAUGCAGCAGAUGGCGUAUCAGGGCGACGGAUCGGACGUCUCCGGCGGUGAGCAAAACCGGUAUUACUUCGGCUUGAAGAUCUACUCCGGACAGGACAUAAGCAAUGUGUGGAUCGGAUGGAUCACGCCGCACCUGCAUUAUGCCGGCGAGACGUUCACGGUUAACGACGUGCGAAAGGUGGACGUCGAGUCGUGUGGUCGAUGUUCAUUCGAAUCAGGAACGGGGUCGAAGCUGAGCGGGCUUCAGGUUGGAUGCAUCGUCGACGUGUCCACCGGAGAGCUGUCGUUCGUUGUCAAUGGCAAGCCUUCGUUCUUUUCUGCUCAGGUUGAACCAGAAACCUUUCUGUACCCCGCGGUGUUCGUUUCGCCGACCAGUCGGGAAAUACUGCAGUUUGAAUUUGGAUCACUUGAUGGUACGCUACCUGUGUUUUAUGCUCAGCUGCAAAGUUUAAUCAAGUCAACAGCGCUUUCAUGUCCUCCGAGAUUGAAGCUGCAGGUGUGUAAGCCAAGAAACUGGGCCCGAGUUCCCGAACGGUGCGUUCGUGUUACGGCCUUAAAACUGUCAGACAUUCGCGGCUGGAGCGUCCUCUGUGAUGAGAUUGUUAAAAUGAUGAUGAUUUACAUACCUGAAAAUGACAGCAGCCUCGAUAUUCUGGAACUAAUCGAGUACAAGGACUUGCUUAAUUUUCAUCAGCGGACAUUGCAGCUCUACUGCUCAUUGUGCGCACAGGGUAACUUCAGAAACGCUCAUAUUUUGAGCAAGCACGUCGACCAGCCACAGCUGUUCUAUGCGAUCGAGAAUAAAUCACUUUCAGUUAUGAUGGGAAGUCUACGAUCUAGCUACUAUGACCUGUUGAUAUCCAUGCACCUGAAAAUUCACUCUGAUACCAGACUCAUGGCCGCCGAUGAGUAUAUCAUUCCGCUGACCCAAGGCUUGAAGCACUUGAAUGUCUUCAGUGAUGAAAAGCGUCAUUUUCCCAAAUUCUGCUUGGACCCUGUGUGUUCCGUGAUUGACCAUCAACUCAAAUCGCCAGCCCUCGACUUCCUGCGCCUUAAAAAUUACGCGAUGGACGCACUGGUAGAAGCGACCUAUCAGGCAAUAUGGAAUAGUAGGGAUCUGGUCGGUGGUAGCAACUCUACUCAUUUUGCGCCAUUGCUGAAACUGGUCGACCUGUUGUUAGUGGUCGGUCUGUUUUCAGACGACGACAUUCAGAAGAUUCUGGUGCUGCUGAACCCGAAGGACUUUUCGAUGGAAUACAGAAGACCCACGUCGUCGGGAUUUUCGGAACAACUUCUGAAAGGUCUGAUGGACAUCGACGCUGAUGAAUCGGUCAAGUUACAGCUGUGUAGCAUCUUGCAGCACCUCUGUGAUCUGGAACUGCGCAACCGCGUCGAGUCACUUGUCAGCUUCGCCGAGCGGUUCGUCGAGGAAAUGCAAUCCGAUCAACUUCGUCGCUACCUUUAUGUCAAACAGACGGACAUGCCCCCGGCGGAAGCCGCAAAAAAAACCAAAGAGUUUCGGUGUCCACCGAAAGAACAGAUGCUUCGACUCCUUGAUUUCAAAAGUGCUGAAUAUAAAGUCUUAGAUGAAGACGGAGAGGUAGAGGUGUGUCCAAUGUCCGAUUCUCUCCAGACUCUGUUGUUCAAUUUUCACGCAAGUCUGUUAAAAAGCACUAUGGUUUCCGAUAAUGCAGACAUCAACUGGGUGGAUAAGCUGGCGAGUCUUGUGAUUCCUGUGCAACCGAUGCCCUAUGAAGCGAUGCUUAAAAGCGAGUUUGACGGGGCGUUCAGACAGUUUGUCGUAAAGAACUUAUCGAAAUGGGCCAGCGAGAAUUUCAUCGACGACACUCAUCUAGUGAGGGAAAUAUUUGCCUUGUUGUUGCGCCAGUACGACGGCGUCGAAGAGGUAAAAGAAGGAAAAUGCGAUAAAAAGCUGGAGCGAAACUUAGACUUUAUCGCCAAUCUAAGUGAACUUCGUCGAUUGCUAACCGUACAGUUCGAAUACGAGGAGGAGGAAGUGCUGAAGGGUUGUUUAUGGCAUAUGAUGAACAACAAGAUCUUCUUCCAGCAUCCAGACUUGAUGAGUAUGUUGAGGGUACACGAAAAUGUUAUGUCGAUCAUGAUGAAUGUUCUGAACCGGAGACAUCAGGCGCUCAGCUCUGCGGCAAUUUCGGCAAUGGUUGUCGCUUGCUGUAAGUUCCUGUGCUACUUUUGCCGCACGUCGACUCAGAACCAAAAGGCGAUGUUCGAGCAUCUACCGUUUCUGCUCGAUAACGCGAAUAUGCUGUUGGCAAAGCCGAGUUUCAGGGGUUCAGUGCCGCUGGACGUUGCCUACUACUCCUUCAUGGACAACAGCGAACUGGCGCUCGCAUUGAAAGAGGACGAGUUGGAAAAAGUGACGACGUAUCUCUCGCGCUGCGGAUUGCAGCCGAACGCUGAAAUGAUCGCCAAAGGCUACCCGGACAUUGGAUGGGAUCCGGUCGAGGGCGAACGUUACGUUGAUUUCCUUCGUUUUUGCGUAUGGGUGCAUGGCGAAACCGUUGGUGAAAAUGCGAACUUAGUGAUUCGACUGCUCAUCCGGAAACCAGAAUGUUUGGGCCCAGGUCUGAAGAGCGAAGGCGAUGGCUUGUUCAAAGCGUUCAAGGAGGCGAUUCGCAUGUCUGAGCGAAUCUCGCAGAUUCGCAGGGGCGGCGAGGUGCGCAACCUCGUUGACUGCGGCACGUUAAUGCGAUACCCGUCGCCGGAUGAUGAGGGAGAAGACUACAUCGACAUCGGCGCCGCCAUCCUAGCCUUCUACUCAAGCCUGGUCGACUUGUUGGGCAAGUGCGCACCAGAACCGGUCAGCUUGAACGCGGCUAAGAGCGAAUCGGUGCGCAUCCGAGCCAUUCUUCGAUCGUUGAUAUCCGUCGAUGACCUGCGAUCUAUCCUCUCCUUGCUGUUCACGAUUCCAAACGUGUUUCAAUUGAAGGAAGAAUAUACAAACGUGAAUCGGAAUUACCACGAUUUUGUAGAUGACCAGGACCAGUCCGUCGGACUGCUGCCUUUGCACAAACAGUCAGUACUGUUGUUUCUGGAUCGCGUGUACGACAUCAACGACCGAACGUUCUUGUUCAAACUUUUGGAGAAAAGCUUUAUCCUCGAUUUUCGUGCGGCUACGAUGCUCGAUCACCCGAUGGUCGCCGAGACGGACAUGGCGUUAGCCCUCAACCGCUACCUGUGCAACGCGGUUCUGCCACUGCUCACUAAUCACUCAAAGUUCUUCGCUGAUGCAGAGCACUACGAGUCGCUCAUCGAGGCCACUCUGCACACCGUCUAUCGUAUGAGCAAGAUAAAGUCGCUGACGAAGAAGCAACGAGCGGCCGUCACUGAUUUCCUGAUCGCCGUCACAAACAGUUUUGACAGCUUAGUUUUUACUCUGGCGUGCAGUGGCUACAAUGGUCAGAACUACUAA